AUGUUGACCCGAAUCCGCAACGCGACGCGUAACCGCGCCAAGAGCGUUGUGUGCCUCAACAACAAGGUGUGCCGCGGUGUUGCCGAGGUCCUCAAGACCGAAGGUUACAUCAAUGGCUACGAAGUCGUUGAAGACAAGAAGCAGGGCACCAUCCACAUCGACCUGAAGUACGGCCCACGCGGUGAAGUACUCAUCCAUGAACUCAAGCGGAUGAGCAAGCCUGGUUGCCGAGUCUACAAGCCGAUGGACAAGAUCCCUGCUCCGAUGCAAGGUCUCGGAAUCUCGAUCGUAUCGACCAGUCACGGCGUGCUCUCGGAUCGGGCAUGCCGGAAGGAAGGCGUGGGCGGAGAACUCCUCUGCGUCGUCCCAUCAGGCGUCAAGGUGAACAUCGCUGGACGCACGAUCUCGGUCGAAGGCCCAAAAGGCUCAUUGAGCUUUGAGCAUCGUCCAGAGGUCCAGGUUGCUUUCGAUGAAGACAGCAAGAUGGUCACUGUGAAUGUUGACGAGAAGCUGCUCGCUGCAGAUCGUGCGAACCGCGCUUACUGGGGCACUACUCGUUCGAUCAUCGAUAACAUGAUGGUUGGAGUGACCCAAGGGUACGAGAAGAAGCUCCAGAUCGUUGGUGUCGGUUGGACCGGUACUGUCAACGGCAACAAGCUUGCUCUUAAAGUCGGGUACGCAAACACCAUCGAGAUGCCAAUCCCUGAGGGUGUGACAGUUGUUGCUGAGAAGCAACUCGUCACAGUCACCGGUGCAGACAAGCAAGCGGUGGGGCACUUUGCUGCUUCCGUGCGUGCAAAGAAGAAGCCUGAGCCUUACAACGGCAAGGGUAUCAAGUACCUCGACGAGGUUGAAGCAAUGAACAAGAAUAAAGCUAAACAAGUUCGCCGAUUGAAGCGAAAGAUCGGAAUCCGCAAGCGCGUGGUCGGGACCCCCGAGCGUCCGCGUCUGGCAAUCUACCGUUCGCUCAAUCACAUGUACGCACAGGUCAUCGAUGACAUGGCUGGGAAGACCAUUGUCAGCGCCUCCACUCGUGAUAAGGGUGUGAAGGUCGACAAGUCAACCGGCAAUGCCGAUGCUGCGAAAGCGGUGGGUUCCGUCCUCGCUGAGCGUGCAAAAGAAGCAGGCAUCGAGGCCGUGGUCUUUGAUCGCGGCGGAUUCAAGUACCAUGGUCGAGUCAAGGCCUUUGCAGAUGGUGGUCGUCGCUUUAGCUUCGGCGCCUUGGUCGUCUGCGGUGAUCGCAACGGGAAGAUUGGUUACGGCUACGCAAAGAGCCCCGAAGUUCCGACAGCGAUCGAGAAGGCUGAGAAGCACGCUCGUCUAAACAUGAUCUCGUUCCCGAUGACCGGGUCCACACUCCCACACGAGACCGUAGGUCGUGCGUGUGCGAGCCGAGUGAUCUUGGUCCCGGCUUCACCUGGUACAGGUGUGGUUGCAGGCGGAACAGUUCGCGCGGUACUCGAAAUGGCGGGUAUCACCGACUGUCUCACCAAGUCGACCGGAUCGAACUCGAAGAUCAACACAGUUCGUGCGAUCUUUGAUGGUCUGAGCCAACUCCGCACUCGCGAACAGAUCGCGGAACUCCGCGGUGUUGAGAUCGAAACAUCGGAUAUUGAAGAACGCGUCAAGCGUGGUGCUCGAUUCAUGCCUGCACAGUCUGAAGGCGAGAAAAUGGCUGCACCUGUCAACACCAUCGGCCAAGAUCGUGUCACCGCGAUGGCGGGUAAGUACAAGCAACGCAAGCGUAUCGGCCGUGGUGUCGGUUCGGGCAACGGUAAGACCUCUGGCCGUGGUCACAAGGGUGCGGGAGCACGCCGUGGCUAUUCCAAGCUGUAUCAGUUUGAGGGUGGUCAGAUGCCGUUCUUCCGUCGUAUGCCGAAGUUCGGAUUUACCAAUGCAAACUUCAAGAUCAAAUUCUGGAUUGUCAACCUUUCGGCAAUCCUCGAGCAUGAGGACUUUAAGUCCGGAGGAACAGUCGACCAGAAGUCGCUCAUCAAAGCAGGGCUGGUCCGUGACGAAUCUCGUGACCUGAAGAUCCUCGGCAACCUUCCUGAUGGGAUGGAUUCUUUGAGUGUGAAGCUCGAUGUGAACGCCAACCGCGUCACCGCAUCGGCUCGCAAACUUAUCGAAGAUGCGGGAGGCAAGGUCAACGAACUGGGCACACGCCGUGACCGCAUCCGUGGUAUCGACCGAAACUCGGGCGACAACACUCCGAAGAACCUCACGAAGAAGCUCAAGAAGCAAGAGUGGCACCGCAAGCGCGACGAGGCAUUCGCUCGCGGCGAGGUCUUGAAGAAGAAAUAA
Messenger RNA from Symbiodinium sp. CCMP2592, 2304 nucleotides. Lineage: Eukaryota; Dinophyceae; Suessiales; Symbiodiniaceae. The record is from the annotation of a GenBank genome assembly.